Molecule: messenger RNA, 3228 nt
Organism: Patiria miniata (bat star)
Lineage: Eukaryota; Metazoa; Echinodermata; Asteroidea; Valvatida; Asterinidae
Gene: opa1
Product: dynamin-like 120 kDa protein, mitochondrial
Exons: 29
Coding region: 235-3213 (992 amino acids)
Biological process (GO): mitochondrial fusion
Cellular component (GO): microtubule; mitochondrial membrane; cytoplasm
Molecular function (GO): GTPase activity; microtubule binding; GTP binding
Source: RefSeq, a predicted model, not a curated record
CCAGCGCUUUUACCUUGAAUACACGAUAAUAUUUCGAGGAUGAGCUGGGGACACGAUCAUCCGGUCAAGCCUUCUUUUUCACAAAUUUCAGUGGACAAGUUUCGUCAUAUCGGGCUGGGAUUUUCGUCAUUCUUUUCAAGUCCUUGAAAUGUUUGAGUCAUUUCGCUCAACGCAGAAAUCUGAAAUAAGGACAAUUUAGGCUACUUACGCCGUCUGACAGAGUAUUCGAGCAAGAUGAUCAGAGUUUUGUCGGGAACGUUUGGCCAACAUUGCGGGCGCCAACUAAGGCAGGCUGUCCACAAGAGGGCGCUAAACUCCCAAAUCACUUCCGCACCCUCGAGCAGCACCCCAACAGCCGCACUCCAGCUACUGCCCCGCACCAGGCACCUCAUCGGCACCCAAGCAGCCAGCUACUCCGGUUUCUCCAGGAUGUACCAGUGCGUCCGGCCGCGCGUCCCCAUCAACGAUGCCAACACGAGGGCGGCAUCUACCAUGAGUUCGGUGCGGUCGUUGCUCAAGGUCUUCAGGAUCAGGUACCUGGUGAUCGGCGGGGCGGUCGCCGGUGGAGUCAGCCUUAAAAUGACGUAUAAUUCCUGGAUCGAGAAACUACCGGACUUGUCCUGGAUGGACAAGUACACUCCGGACAGCGGGACCUUCAGACACGCCGUGGCCGAAAUGAAGAAACUGGCCGGCCACAUUCAUCUGCCGGAGAAGGGCUGGCUGAAAGGCACGCUGAAAGGCACGCUGCCUACCAGAGAAUCCAUGCACAAAUGGAUGCCGGAGGCCAGAGAAGAUGCACUGUUGUUUGAGCACCAGGGGUCCCAGGGUGAAGGCAGAGAAAAUAUCUCAAAGACUUUACAAUGGGCAGGAAAAGAAGGAAAGAGUUUCUUCACCUCAUUUCAAGCCGACUCAUCGGAAACAGAGGAGAAAUCCAGUCUACCCAGUACACCGCUUGGGCCAAGUGAUAAAGAUAAGUUGGAGAAGGCAAAAGAAGAAUUUCUAGAAGCUCAGUUGAGAUACCAGCGUGAGAUUGAGCGUCUUGAGAGGGACAAUAAACGGCUGAAGAAAUCUCUCCUCCUGAGGGGCGAUAAACAUGCCAUGACACCCAAGGAGAAGAAAUCGUUGAUUGACAUGUACUCUGAGGUUCUGGAUGAGUUGGCCGGUGCUGACGAUUCUUACCAGAUGCAGGACCAUCUACCAAGGGUUGUUGUCGUUGGUGAUCAGAGUGCCGGAAAGACAAGCGUCCUCGAGAUGAUUGCCCAAGCUAGGAUAUUCCCAAGAGGUUCUGGUGAGAUGAUGACUAGGUCGCCGGUCAAGGUCACACUGAGUGAGGGACCACAGCACGUGGCGCAGUUCAAAGACAGUAACAGAGAGUUUGAUUUGACCAAGGAAUCAGAGCUGAAGGCGUUGAGACAGGAAAUAGAACUGAGAAUGAAAAACAGUGUGCAACAAGGACAGACCAUCAGCACCGAUGUGAUUUCUCUGAGUGUCCGCGGGCCUGGCAUCCAACGAAUGGUCCUGGUGGAUCUGCCCGGUAUUAUCAGUACUGUAACCACAGGAAUGGCAGCGGAUACGAAGGACAGCAUCCAGAAACUGAGCAAGAUGUACAUGAACAACCCUAACGCAAUCAUACUGUGUAUACAAGAUGGUGCAAUAGACGCUGAGAGGAGUAUAGUGACGGACAUCGUCAGCGACGUGGACCCCCAGGGUAAGAGGACGAUCUUUGUCCUGACCAAGGUGGAUCUUGCCGAGAGAAACGCGGCCAACCCAAGCAGGAUCAAGCAAAUACUCGAAGGGAAGCUGUUCCCAAUGAAGGCUCUUGGAUAUUUCGCUGUUGUCACUGGAAAAGGCAAUACCAGUGACAGCAUAGACACCAUCCGCAAAUAUGAGGAGCAGUUUUUCAGGGGAUCGGCACUCUUCAAGUCUGGUACCCUGAAGCCCAGUCAGAUGACUACGCAGAACCUGAGCUUUGCAGUGUCUGACUGCUUCUGGAAGAUGGUUCAGGAGUCGGUUACGCAGCAGGCCGACAUCUACAAAGCUACUAGAUUUAAUCUAGAAACAGAAUGGAAGAACAACUUUGCAAGGCUACGAGAACUGGACAGGGACGAACUAUUUGAGAAAGCCAAGGGUGAGAUACUGGAUGAGGUGCUGUGCCUGAGUGAGAUCCAGCCUAAAGUCUGGGAAGAGGCAUUGUCUAAAGUUCUAUGGGAGCGGAUGUCUGGCUACGUGUUUGAGAAUAUCUACCUUCCUGCCGCCCAGUCACCGGAUGCUGGGACCUUCAAUACUACGGUCGACAUCAAACUCAAACAGUGGGCCGAUCAGCAACUCCCCAAGAAAAGCGUUGAUGUUGCUCUGGAGACACUGGUGGAGGAGUUCUCCAAACUUGUAGACAUGGACAAGGCCAAGGGUAGUCACGAUCCUCUCUUCAACGACGUCAAGUCGGCCGUCAAGCAAGAAGGCAUCAACAGGCACAAGUGGCAGGAACAGGCUGCCGAUAGUCUGAGAGUAAUGCAAGUCAAUGCUUUGGAGGAUCGGUCGGUUCAUGAUAAGCAUGAAUGGGACUCGGCCAUCAGCUUCAUGGACAGCGUACUCAGGAUCAGACUACAAGAAACUGAUAGUCUUAUUCAAGAGCUGAUGGGACCAGGUACCACUACGCGCUGGCUGUACUGGAAGUCACUUACCGCUGAACAGAAUAAUAGGAGACAGGCCAGGGAGGAACUGGAGAAACUACUGCAAGCUUCAGAGAAGCACCAACCCGUGCUGUCCAGUGACGAGGUGACAGCCGUCAGGAAGAACCUAGAAACGAAGGCGGUGUCCGUCGACAGUGAAUUUAUACGGGAGACGUGGCACCCGCUUUACCGCAAGUACUUCCUGCAGAAGGCCAUCAACAAGGCCCAGGAAUGCCGGAGAGGAUUCUUCCAUUAUCAGAGGGGGUUCAGCGAUACAGGGAUGGAAUGUCACGAUAUCGUUCUAUUCUGGAGGAUACAGAAGACACUGCAACUCACCAGUAACGUGCUGCGACAGCAGAUCAUGAACACCGAAGCAAGGCGGCUUGAGAUGGAGGUUAAGCAAGUCCUGGAAGAUUUCGGCGAUGACUCGGAACUCAAGACUCGACUACUCACAGGCAGAAGGGUGGACCUCGCUGAGGAACUCAGUAAGUCCAACUUUCUUGUUCUUCUUUCAUUCUUUCUGGUUUUUAUAUAUAUUUUGUGAAUGUUUUCGUUUUCC